ACACAGAAGCACUCCCUGUCAUCAUCAUUUCUUGUGCCUGGUGGUGUGAGGGACAACAACACAAACUAACAGGUGAAAGGAUGGACACCCAGAGUCAGGUUGUGGACAGGUUGCGGACAGCGUUUAGUUCAGGCAUCACGAUACCAGAGCAGUUUCGUCGAACUCAGCUGACCAAGCUUAUGUCAAUGAUCAAAGAUAAUGAGGAAGAGAUUUUAAAUGCACUGCACAAAGACCUCGCGAAGCCAAAAUUUGAGGCCAUUCUGUCCGAGGUUGAUAUAGUGAUCAAUGAGCUGCACUACACCAUCGCUAACUUCGCAAGCUGGAUGAAGCCAGAGUAUGUCAACAAAACUCUGGCCACAAGGCUGGAUGACUGUUUUAUACGGAGGGAGCCAUUAGGAGUUGUGUUAAUCAUUGGGCCGUGGAAUUAUCCCCUGCAACUCCUUAUGGUACCCUUGGUUGGAGCCAUUGCUGCAGGAAACUGUGUGGUCAUCAAGCCUUCAGAGGUCAGUGCUGCCACGGACAGUCUGAUAGCAGAGCUCAUCCCCAAAUAUUUGUCUCAGGACUGUUAUGCAGUUAUUCGUGGUGGAGCAGAAGAGACCGAGGCACUUCUGCAGAAUCGCUUUGACCGAAUCUUCUACACAGGUUCACAGACUGUGGCACGCAGCAUCCUGCAGGCAGCCUCAGUCCACUUGACCCCAGUGACCUUGGAGCUGGGCGGGAAGUGUCCGUGCUUCAUAUAUGGUCGGGUAAACAUCGAAGUCGCUGCUCGCCGCUUGGCGUGGGCCAAGUUUUUUAACGCCGGCCAGAGCUGCGUGGCUCCGGACUAUGUGCUGUGCUCACCGGCCGCCCGGGACGCCCUGCUGCCUGCACUGCGUGAGGCCUUGGAGGAUUUCUACAGCAAGGAGCCUCAGACGUGUCCUGACCUCUCCCGCAUCGUGUCACCCCGACACUGGACUCGACUGAUGGAUCUACUCGGGAGGUCCAGUGGCAAGGUUGUCGUGGGAGGAGAGAGCAACCAGGAGGACAAGUACAUAGCUCCCACAGUGGUGGUGGAUGUGGCUGAAGACGAUGCGUUAAUGCAGGAGGAGAUUUUUGGCCCCAUCCUGCCCAUCCUCACUGUGGAGUCUCUGGAGAAAGGCAUCGAGUUGAUCAACCGCAAAGAGAAGCCACUGGCCCUUUAUGUUUUCUCUGACGAAUCCUCUGUGGUAAACACGGUGCUGGAAAAGACCAGCAGUGGAGGCUUCUGCUCAAAUGACGGGAUCAUCCACAUGACCCUGCCAAGCCUGCCUUUUGGAGGUGUAGGGGCCAGUGGUUGGGGCAGUUACCACGGCCGUUGGGGCUUUGAGGAAUUUAGCCACCGGCGGGCCUGCAUGCUGCGCGGCUGGGCUUUAGAGAGACUCAACGGCCUGCGUUACCCACCUUACAGUGACAAUAAACUGAGCUGGCUGCGCUGGACCACCUCCACAAAGACCAGCUGCUCACUCAUGUGAUGACAGGCAAGGUGUGUGUGUGUGUGUGUGUGUGCGUGUAGAUACUCUUUUUAUACUUUAUGCAUGAACGUGAAUGAUUGGGGGAUUAAUCAUUAAUUUUUUUUAAUCUGUCAGGAAGGUUGUUUGUGUAUAUUAACAUACAGGUGGCCAGUGCACUGUUUGUUUUGUGUUUUGUGCACUCUUUAUCACACAGGUUGGUCUCCUAAAGUGGACUACUAUAACACUGUGUAAUAAUCUUGCUGUCACUAAUCAUAAUUUAGUAUAUGUGUUUUAGAUGAUAUUCUAUCCCGUAUUUUCUCCUAACUAAAAAAUCCACUUUUCUUCAUUGAGUUCUUUGUUGCCACAUAUUUGCUCUCAUGUUUCAUGUAUCCUGGUUAGCAGAACACAGAUUAUACACAAGUCUUUUAUUUGAUUGAUAAAACAAUUAAAUCUGGCUCAGAUGUUAAAUGCCAGGGAUCCUACGGCCUGCUUAUUGUUGUCCUCUUACACUGAAAUCUUUAUUUGGUGAGAAUGGUGUAACUGUAUUUAAUAGCAUAAUUUGACUGUCACUGUAAAUCUUUUGUAAUGUUUUAAUCAGUUGUUUUCUUUUUUAAUGU
Molecule: messenger RNA, 2086 nt
Organism: Morone saxatilis (striped sea-bass)
Lineage: Eukaryota; Metazoa; Chordata; Actinopteri; Moronidae
Gene: aldh3b1
Product: aldehyde dehydrogenase 3 family, member B1
Exons: 10
Coding region: 81-1490 (469 amino acids)
Biological process (GO): aldehyde metabolic process
Cellular component (GO): cytoplasm
Molecular function (GO): aldehyde dehydrogenase (NAD+) activity
Source: RefSeq, a predicted model, not a curated record